UUCAAUUUUCUCGGGAAAAAAAUGUUGGAUGAAAUCCUAGAAAAUGGACGAUUGUUGAGGAAGUGGAUUUGAACGAGUCUUGUUCUUUUUUCCUAUUUAUUUAUUUAUUUAUUUUUUCUAGUUCCUGGUUUGUUGCUUUGGAUCUUUGAGUUCUAGGUCUCCGAAUGUGGAAUCUGACCCGAUUUGUGGUGUUGAGUCUCAGCCGCCGAUCUAGGCGGUUCUCGACGGCGAUUCCUGGUCCAUGUAUUGUGCACAAGCGCGGUGCCGACAUUCUUCACGAUCCCUGGUUCAACAAGGAUACUGGAUUUCCUUUGACAGAAAGAGAUAGAUUAGGUCUCCGUGGCCUUCUUCCACCUCGUGUGAUAUCAUUUGAGCAGCAAUAUGCUCGUUUUAUGGAAUCGUACCGGUCACUGGAGAAAAAUACUCAGGGUCACCCAGAUAAUUUUGUUGCAUUAGCAAAAUGGAGGAUCUUGAAUAGAUUGCAUGACAGGAAUGAAACAUUAUAUUACAGGGUUCUUAUGGAUAACAUCAAAGAUUUUGCUCCAGUAAUAUACACUCCUACUGUUGGAUUAGUUUGCCAAAAUUACUCUGGCUUAUUUAGACGCCCACGUGGGAUGUAUUUCAGUGCAAGGGAUAAGGGAGAGAUGAUAUCUAUGAUCUAUAACUGGCCAGCACACCAGGUAGACAUGAUAGUUAUCACAGAUGGAAGUCGUAUUCUUGGCCUUGGUGAUCUUGGAGUUCAGGGAAUUGGAAUACCUAUUGGAAAACUUGAUAUGUAUGUUGCUGCUGCUGGUAUCAAUCCACAACGAAUACUCCCAGUUAUGCUAGAUGUUGGUACUAACAAUCAAAAGCUACUUGAAGACCGGCUUUAUUUAGGGCUUAGACAGCCUAGAUUGGAAGGUGAAGAAUAUUUGUCAAUUAUUGAUGAAUUCAUGGAAGCAGUUUUCAACCGUUGGCCCAAGGCUAUUGUACAGUUUGAGGAUUUUCAAAUGAAGUGGGCCUUUGAAACUCUGCAACGCUAUCGAAAAAGGUUUUCCAUGUUCAAUGAUGACAUACAGGGGACUGCUGGCGUUGCACUUGCGGGAUUAUUGGGAACUGUUAGAGCACAAGGUCGACCGUUGGCUGACUUUGCCAACCAAAAGAUAGUUGUUGUGGGAGCUGGGAGUGCAGGGUUAGGUGUUCUUAAAAUGGCUGUGGAGGCUGUUACACGGAUGACAGGCAAUGGUGAAACAGCUGCACGCAAUUUUUUCCUAAUUGAUAAAGAUGGUCUCAUUACUAAAGAAAGGAAGAACCUUGAUCCAGCAGCAGCACCAUUUGCUAAGAAUCCAGGAGAGACCAUGGGCCUUGGAGAGGGUGCUACUUUGCUUGAAGUGGUUAAAAAGGUCAAGCCCCAUGUGCUGCUUGGUCUGUCUGGAGUGGGUGGCAUCUUCAGUGAGGAGGUGCUGAAGGCCAUGCACGAAUCUGAUUCAACGAAACCUGCAAUUUUUGCCAUGUCAAAUCCCACCUUGAAUGCUGAAUGCACUGCUGCUGAUGCAUUUAAACAUGCUGGAGAAAACAUAGUCUUUGCAAGUGGAAGCCCUUUUCAACAUGUUGAUCUAGGCAAUGGUAAAGUAGGCCAUGUAAAUCAAGCGAAUAACAUGUACCUGUUCCCUGGCAUUGGUCUAGGAACGCUGCUCUCAGGUGCUCAUUUUAUAACAGAUGGAAUGUUGCAAGCAGCCGCUGAAUGCCUUGCAUCUUAUAUGACAGAUGAAGAGGUUCAAAAGGGCCUUCUGUACCCAUCUAUUGAUAGUAUUCGUCAUAUUACAGCAGAGGUUGGAGCAGCUGUUCUGCGAGCCGCUGUUAGUGAAGAAUUGGCAGAAGGACAUGGUGAUAUGGGGCCCAAAGAGCUCAUGCACAUGUCAAAAAUGAGGCCUAUGUGGUGCACCUCAACUGAUCUGUUGCCAACCCCAGAAACAUGUCCAGCAUGUAUUCGUCAUAUUACAGCAGAGGUUGGAGCAGCUGUUCUGCGAGCCGCUGUUAGUGAAGAAUUGGCAGAAGGACAUGGUGAUGUGGGGCCCAAAGAGCUCAUGCACAUGUCAAAAGAUGAGACGGUUGAAUAUGUCACUCGCAAUAUGUGGUACCCUGUUUACAGCCCCCUAGUUCACGAGAAGUAGAUUAACAAUUAUUUUUUUCAACCUUGGAGGCUACAUCUAUGGGCCGUAACCAGUGCUCCAGAAUGAAUUGCAAAUUCACUUUUUAUCAAUUUCCUUUGUAUGAUUUAAUGACAUCCUUACAUGCUAGUAUAUUCUAGAAACACUGACAUGCUCAUCCUAUUAACAAUUUUAUUGCGUGGAAGAAAAGAUGGAUCCACUGAAGACGAACCCGCUUGGAUUGAAUUUUUUUGAUAGUGCUCAUUUUUUAAGUUAAUUUUCAAUAAUGGAGGGUUGUGAAUUGUGAUGUUCAUUUUGUCCCUUGAGAUUAUUAGUCUUUAUGUGGAUUCAUGGAUACGCAUUCCAUCAAUUACCGGGCUGAGGAUUUAUUUGUUGUA
Messenger RNA from Rubroshorea leprosula, 2527 nucleotides. Lineage: Eukaryota; Viridiplantae; Streptophyta; Magnoliopsida; Malvales; Dipterocarpaceae. The record is from the annotation of a GenBank genome assembly.